AGCACCCUCCUCGCCGCCGCCGUCAUCGGCUGUUUCUCGUGGGGGCCUCGUGAGACAGAGCUGUGGCUCGGGCCGGCGGCGUGGUACGCCAGUCUGGUGCUGUCGCUGAGCGCGCUUUUCCUGUCGUCGUCGCUCGCCUUUGUCUUCUCCACAAUAAAAGACUCCCCUACUAAGCCGCCUCUGUCCAAGCAGCUGGCUAUGGUCGUCCACCUGCCACGCCCCAGACAAGGCUUUACAGCUGCAGGUACCAGCAGUGCUGCGGCCGGCGGUGACAAUCUUGGAAACCAGCAACUGAAAGAUGACCAGGGGAACAAUGCGACAGCCCCGCCGACACCAAUCUAUGCCCAGGACCGUGACGUGCGUGUCCGUCUCCGCUGGAAAAUGGUGUUCACAUGGCAAGCCCCCAUGAUGCUCAUGGCAUAUUCGGUUGUAGGAUUUAUCAUGGGAUUUGUUAUCUACGUGUGCACGCCGCUCUACGACGGCCGCGAUUUUGAUGACGACAGCAAGGCAGCGAUUCUUGUCCUUGCAUUCACAGCUAUCGCUGGAGCUGUGUUUGUUAUCUGCUCUCAUUGGACGUAUAGCUUUGUGGACCUAGACGGCGACACGGGUCUUUGA
Lasiosphaeria miniovina is the source of this 615-nucleotide messenger RNA. RefSeq lists its product as uncharacterized. NCBI's taxonomy places the organism in Eukaryota, Fungi, Ascomycota, Sordariomycetes, Sordariales, Lasiosphaeriaceae. The annotation marks the transcript as partial. The transcript is spliced from 3 exons. The record is from RefSeq and is a predicted model, not a curated record.